Messenger RNA from Metarhizium brunneum ARSEF 3297, 1266 nucleotides. It is a transcript of the gene cka, whose product is annotated as Casein kinase II subunit alpha. The record is from RefSeq and is a predicted model, not a curated record. Gene Ontology annotation, molecular function: ATP binding; protein serine/threonine kinase activity. Gene Ontology annotation, cellular component: nucleus; cytosol; protein kinase CK2 complex. Gene Ontology annotation, biological process: regulation of transcription by RNA polymerase I; regulation of transcription by RNA polymerase III; DNA damage response. Lineage: Eukaryota; Fungi; Ascomycota; Sordariomycetes; Hypocreales; Clavicipitaceae.
AUGGGUCCACAGCCGCUGGAACCCGCUGGGGGCCAUCCCACCUUGCUUGGUUUUGCCCUCCACCACGAACCACGAACCAUCACCCAUCUCGCGGCCGUCGAAACGGGAACGCAGGCCAAACCACCGGACCACGUCGACAUCGAGGUCUUGCGCCGGGCAUUCCUUUCACACAACCCUCGCUCCCUCAUCCUCGUACAUCGCCGGCGUCGCAACUCGUGCGACACGUCGCGCACAGGCACCAUGGCGCGUGUCUACGCAGAUGUCAACCAGAAUAUGCCCCGCAGCUACUGGGACUACGACAGUGUUAACAUCAGCUGGGGGGUCCUAGAGAACUACGAGGUCGUGAGAAAGAUUGGUCGCGGCAAAUAUUCCGAAGUCUUCGAGGGCAUUAACGUUGUCAACUAUCAGAAAUGCGUCGUCAAAGUGCUCAAGCCCGUCAAGAAGAAGAAGAUCAAGCGCGAGAUCAAGAUUCUGCAGAACUUGGCUGGUGGCCCCAACGUGGUGGCUCUGUUGGACGUCGUUAGAGACUCACAGAGCAAGACACCGUCUCUGAUUUUCGAGUACGUUAACAACAUCGAUUUCCGCAGCCUGUAUCCCAAGUUCAACGACCUCGAUGUGCGGUUCUACAUUCACGAAUUGUUGAAGGCGUUGGACUUUUGCCACAGCAAGGGAAUCAUGCACAGAGACGUAAAGCCUCAUAACGUUAUGAUCGAUCAUGAAAACAGAAAAUUGCGUCUUAUUGAUUGGGGCUUGGCCGAAUUCUAUCACCCUGGGACCGAAUAUAAUGUUCGUGUCGCGUCACGCUACUUUAAGGGCCCUGAACUAUUGGUCGACUUCCAGGAGUACGACUAUAGCCUUGAUAUGUGGAGUCUGGGGGCCAUGUUUGCCUCUAUGAUCUUCCGCAAAGAGCCCUUCUUUCACGGAAACAGUAACGCUGACCAGCUGGUCAAAAUUGCCAAGGUUCUCGGAACCGAUGAGCUUUUCGACUACCUUGACAAGUACGAGAUUGAGUUGGAUUCACAGUACGACGACAUCCUCGGCCGGUUCCAAAAGAAACCUUGGCACAGCUUCGUGACGUCCGAGAACCAGCGUUUUGUCUCUAACGAAGCCAUCGACUUCCUCGAUAAGCUGUUGCGAUAUGACCACCAAGAACGGCUCACCGCAAAGGAGGCUCAAGCGCACCCUUACUUCGAUCCAGUCCGGGAUCCCGAAGUCUUCAAGCAGAAUUUGGCUAACCCGGGUUCUAAUGGCACAUACAAAUCUUGA